Zychaea mexicana is the source of this 659-nucleotide messenger RNA. RefSeq lists its product as uncharacterized. The transcript is spliced from 2 exons. Gene Ontology annotation, biological process: regulation of transcription by RNA polymerase II. Lineage: Eukaryota; Fungi; Mucoromycota; Mucoromycetes; Mucorales; Lichtheimiaceae. Gene Ontology annotation, molecular function: DNA-binding transcription factor activity, RNA polymerase II-specific; RNA polymerase II cis-regulatory region sequence-specific DNA binding. Gene Ontology annotation, cellular component: nucleus. Bases 95 to 466 code for a protein of 123 amino acids. The record is from RefSeq and is a predicted model, not a curated record.
UCGGAGUGAAAGAAGCAAAGGGCCUUUUCACUCUUCUUUUUUUUGUGUUUCUUUAAAUCAAAUUCACUUUCUUUUUGCUUGCAACACAAUUAUCAUGUCGCUGCCGGCACCGCCAUUAGUCCCUGCUCUACCCGUUACUGAUACCCAAGAUGGCGAGAAUCAUAGCAACAGCAACACUAUUACCACCACCACCACCACCGAUAACAUCAACACCAGCACCAACAGUAGCUCACUUACUUGUCUUUGGCGGGACUGUCACCGGCGAUUCCCUGACCAUACUGCAUUAGCCCACCAUUUAUCUGAAGAUCACGUUGGCUGGAAACGACCUGAAUAUUUUUGCGAUUGGAGCGAUUGUAAUCGACGAGGUGUAAAGUGCCAUUCGCGAUUCGCUUUAAUGAUGCAUUUACGUAUACAUACUGGCGAAAAGCCUUUUGCUUGCAACCAUCCCGGAUGUGACCAAGCGUAAGUUUCUCUAUUUUAAGAGUUUUCUCCAUCGAAAAAGAGCAAGAAGGAGGAAGGGGAGGAGGAAGGAGGUAUUAAGAUAGAGGAUUACAACAAGACGGGAAAGGAGCUAUUAGGUGAUCAGGGAACAGUGUAUGAACGAACGUGUGUUUUUGAUAUGCUGUUUAUGUGUAGAUUCGGGCGACAGGAUGCGCUGG